Molecule: messenger RNA, 16029 nt
Organism: Pocillopora meandrina
Lineage: Eukaryota; Metazoa; Cnidaria; Anthozoa; Scleractinia; Pocilloporidae
Source: the annotation of a GenBank genome assembly
AUGACUAAGGGAGGUUUCUCUUGCCAAUCUACUCGCGCUCGCCGAAGCAAAGACUGCAUGCGACACUACUACGAUUUUACUUCGAGACUAUUCAACGAUGGACGGUAAAUUAUAAAUAUAGAUCAGAUCAAUUCACUCGAAUUUCCUGUUUCACUGUUUCCUAUCAGCUAUUGUAUCUAUUUAAAAUUUUCCGUUCGACAUCAAAAGUGCUCUUGUAUUUUCCCAGGGCUGACGAUUAUCUCAACGAACUGUUCUUGAACGCAGCCAAGGUAAGUUUCUACGGCGUCCGUUCUGAUUGCUGUAUACGCUAUUUUUCUCUCUCGAUCAGCUGUUUACAUUUGCUUCGAGAUGCUAACGACCUUCUCACCUUGCAGAAUGGUGACAUCGAGAGGGUACAGAACUUUCUCGCUCGCACAUCGAGAAAUUCGGUAAGCAUGGCAAUUAAAUCAACACAAAAGAAAUAAAGCUUCUCUUUUUGUGGCAACCCCUUACUCAUAUUUACUUAAAUCCAAACACCUUCCGCCUUCUUAAGAAUAUGUUCUGACUCUCCCUAUCAUCGAUAAUGCUAUGGUAGAACCUGGCUUGAGGGAAGUAAGUUAAUAUUUCGAACUUCUUGUGACCUCGAGCACAAAGCCAUUUCAUCACUUUUUAAAUGUACACUUAUUUCCAUUCAUUUACAUUUACAUUUACACCAACUGUCUACAAAUUGGAAUGUUUGUAUUUUGAUCAGCUUUCCGUUUCUUUUGGCAGCUAGUAGCAUGAUUCUGCUAUGAAAUAAACAACACAACCUCCGCUCCUUAAUUUAAUUUUCUGUCCUUUUCUAGUCAGUGAACGUUGAUGUAAAAGAUAGAGAAGAAGGUUUCACCGCUAUUAUGCUUGCAGCCAUGAACGCACACGAAAAGGUAAUGAUGUAAGAUCAAUCAGGGCCGAUAUACAAUGGCGUCAAACAGCAUCAUUUAGGAAUUUUGUACUGAUAUUGUUUUGAACCCUUGAGGAUAAAGAAGAUAAAACUUAAUUGCUCUAGUUUCCAGAGUAAGGCAAAUGCAUGUACAUGCAGCAGACUUUUUGUAAAGCUCUUAAGGUGCACCUUGGAAUCAUAGCUCGGAAGCUGUAGAACUAGAAAGUGAAACCAUGUAAUUUGAAUUCCAGACUCUUGUUGUUUCACAACGAUACACUAGGAUAACAGGAGAGACUUAUUUACUACUAUUUGAUCUAAAUACUUUUCAGCAAAGUUGUUGAAGUCAACUUGUUGAAGCCAGUGCUUUUUUAAGGCUGUAAUGGCAUCAGUCACAGGGGCAGAUUUUGUCUCUACUUUAAAGAGGACAAAGAGGGAUGAAUUAUUAGAGGGGUUCAAAAGGGUUGGAUAUGAACUGUUUGUUGAAAGGAGGCUAUUGUAAGGAGAGAGUUUCCGGUAACAAACAGGUAUUUUUCUGCUUCAGGUGGUGUCGCUGUUGUUAAACUAUGGAGCAGACAUCACUUUACAUAACAAGAAAGGGGAGACAGUGCUUGAUGUUGCAACUGAUUCUAUGAGACCACUCCUGCUGGGUAUGUUGGCUGUGUUUUUAAAUAAUUUUCUGGUCCAAACUUGAUGUGGUUUUUCCUAACGUGAUAUUUUGUCUCACCUCUUAGGUUCUGUGGCAAGGCAAGGUAUGUUGACAAUUAAUUUUAACAUUUACACUGUAAAGAUUAUACACAUUGAUAUUUUGUUACAAAUGAAAACUGAUGCUAGUUUAAAGCAUUUGUAGAUACAUUUAUUAAAAGCAUAUAUCUUUCUUGUACCCAGGAUAUUCCUCUCGCCAUUUACUACAAGCAGCUUGGCAAGGAAAUUUUCAACUUGUCAAGAAAUUGCUGGUAAGUGUGGGAGCCUUUUGCAAAAUGUAAUCUACACUUAGCUAAGCUGCAACAAAAGAUGUUUCACUUGGUUCGGUGACAUAGUACUUUAGUACUUCAAAGUAUUAUAGUUGAAAGUUUUUGGAUUUGGUUUUAUAUCAUAAACUUGCUUACAUCCUAGAUAAUCAUAAUAGAGCUCACAAUCAUGAAGUCUUUUUUCAUCUUGUUUAUUUAAUAAUGAUCUCUGUUGUAGUCAUCUAAGGCUGAGCUGGAUGUAAACUGCAAGAAUGCUGAUGGAUUGACACCUCUUUUGCUUGUCACUAGAGAUAUAAAUCUCUUUGAAAAAAGUAAGGUAAUUUAUUGCAAUAACUGGUUUGUCAAAACCUUGUAGAGUCAAAUCCUUCUGGUAAGGGUAAUCCCUAGAGGGUGGUUUCUGGUAUUGGUGGCUGAAAUUGCAACAAACUUAGUGAAGGUGACUCUAAUAGUGACUUCCACCUGAGGUUGUGGAAAUUUUUGUCACCCCUACCCACUAAAGUCCUUGGGUCACUGCUCUCACCAUAAAGAUCAGUUAACACAAUCACCUAACUUUUACAGUAGAUGUUCAAUAAGCUAAUGACAAGUUUUGUAGAGCACAAAGACUAUUUGGAGUUUUUUACACCCAUUUUGAAAUCACUGGUGGUCCCUAUAAUCUGAUUGGCCCUAAUCGGUGCAAUUUAUUCACUAAUUGCACUAUUUUUUGCUUUAAAUUGCAUCUUUUUCCCAGCCAAUGAGCAGACCACACUAAAAACAUAACAUCCAAUCAGAUUUCAAGGCUUGUUUAAAGUAACCUGAAUCAAAUUGCAGGAAAUGAAAGACAAAGAGUAUCAUAUGACAAAUUUUGCAACUUUUGUUUCCAAACCUCUUUUUUCAAUGGAUGAAUUUAAUCUCAAACCAGCUCAGUGCUGCAUUAAUAAAAUAUUUGAACUGAACAAGUCCAGUAUUUGGGCAAUUUCAAAAUGGAUGUAAUAAAGUGGUAGUUGAGCCUUGUGUCGUGCAAUUUUGGUCUGAAAUCAUACUUGUGAUUUCAAGUCGAACUUGUGUUGCGCACUUUGAUUUCGAAUUCACAUGUAUGAUUUUAGCCCAAAUUGCACUCCACUCAGUUCAUUACCAUUAUAAAGCAGCCUAAUAGCGAAUGAAUGAGAGAGUUUUCCUUUCUGUGAUAAAAAAUUUGCAUCUUAUAGUUCUUGGUACCUGGAUUCAGUCAUGCAGUUUUUAAUACCUAAACAUCAUCCUCUUAAACUGAUAAAUCUCCUUUAAUCCUUUAGUUGAAAAGGCUGUUAUGGAGAAUUCCUAUCACCCAGUUGAAGUCGUCAGGGAACUGAUAGCCCACAAUGCGUAAGUCACAGUAACCAUUAUUUUUUACCGUGAAACUGAGAAAACUGUGCUUGUCAGUAUAUUACAACAGAAGCCAAUUUUAUGGUGUGGGAAACAAAACCAAAAGAUUUUGAUGUUUAAAUGUGUAUCUUGAAGUCUAUUAUGAUUGGCCAGUACAUAACUGACCCACGUACAGAAUCAAAUUAAAAGUGUUCACAGUUUUCUGAGCUUGAUAUAGUAAGUGUUGUACAUUUAUAACCCAAGAGUCCCAUAAAUCAUGAGUAUUGCUUAAAUUGCUAAGAUCUGUACAAAACCUGAAGUUGGUACUCUGUUAUGUUGAAUUGUUUCAAGUUGAUUUUUUGAGAAAAAAAAAAUCCCAUACUCAGUACUUUCUCAGAAAUGUUACCUACAUGUUACCAACAUGUUGGUUACAUUAAAUUUUGUAGAUCUACCAAGUACAAAUUGGAUUGCACAGUAGACAUGUGCUCACUUAAUGUAUAAUGUAAACUUAUAGAGAUUGUGGAGCCAGAGAUAGUGAAGGUAAAAGACCUCUUCAUUUUGCUGCCCACGGAAAAGGAAGCCAUGCUCAGGGUGUCAUUAAUGUCCUGAUACAGGAGGGAGCCAGUGAGAUUGGUGAGUUAUCAAAAUGUUUUACUCAGAAUAGAACACCAUUGGCUUGGAAAUACAGAAUAUAUGAAGAAACUUAUUUUUUCUUUUAAAUUGAAAUCCAGAAUUCAGUUUACCAGUCUGUCGCCAUGAGUAAGGGUCAAUGCUUGAAACGUCAGCUCUUUGGGUUGGCCAGUUUUCAUUAUCAAUGCAGCUGAUGAAACCAAAUUUUCUUGUUAUACCAAACCCCCCCCCACCACACAGACGUAAGACCACAGUUUGUUUAGAAACUUACCCCCUUGAUUCAUUAUGUCUGUUUGCCUGUUUGCCUCCCAACUAAAAGAAACAAAAUACCAUUUUUUAAUUAUUUUCUUGAUCCUGCCUCCUACAGACGUACCAGAUAGAUUCAGCUACUCACCCCUACACUGGGCAACAAGAGUGGACAAUCAGCCCAUUUUGCUGGCCCUGAUUGAAGGAGGUGCCAAUGUCAAUGCCAAGGGACAUGUUGGAAAGACUCCUCUUCACAUAGCUGUAAGAAUAAAACAAUUAGUUUUUGACUACUUUUUGCUUUAGAGACAUCUGGAGGAACUCCAACUUGUGAUCAAUAAAAUUGUAUUGGUACUGUACAUGCACUUAAGUUUUGAAUUUAGUCCUUUGGCAUGGGGGACUAUUGCAAAAUAGGCAGUUGUGACCAUAGAAGGGAUUAAAUAAGAAUCUUAAGCAAACUGUGAGCUGUCAGUGAGCAUAGGAGGCCCUAUAAAUAGAUCUGAUGUAGAUCUCUGUUAAUCACAGGGGGAAAUAAUUUUUGCCUCCUAUUAUUGGUGCUAUUUUUUUAGUUUUAUUAUUCUUUGAAUAAAACAGGCUUCACAUGGAUUUGAGCAAGUCUCUGAUACCCUUCUAUAUCAUGGAGCUGAUGUUACCAUCACAGAUGAUAAUGGUUAGUGUAACAUGAUGAUCAAUUUGAAGUUUACUAGCACUGACUUAAACCACGAUAACCGAAGUGUUUCAUGGCAUUUAAGGCAGGGCAGGCUUUCCAACUUGUUGUCUGACUUGACUUUCACCUUUAUCUGUACCUGAAGUCUUGAUUUGUUUUUUCUCUUGUAGGACUUUCUCCUGUUGAUGUAGCCAAAGGCGAAAGAGUGAAACAGGCUCUAAAAGGUAACUUCAAUUUAUAAAUUUAACUGAGAAGGAUUGCCAUUAAAAUGUGUUUUCUUAACAACGUUCACUCAAUUAUUUUAUUAAUUGCCUCCUUUUUCUUACAGAGGCGUGGGCAGGGCAAACCCAUGGAAAUAAAAACCACUUGCAGCGGAUCUAUUCAGGUAAGUAGGAUGGCAUGUGUGUUUUCAUGAAAAAAAAAAUUAAUUCAAUCAUGAAAAACUGUAGCAUGAUUAUUACUGUGUAGUCUGGUGAUUCCCUAUCAAUAACUGAAAGGUUAACGGUUUGCCUCCCUUACUUUCAGAUUGUUAUCAUUGUUUUAGAUGCUUGGUCCAAUAUACGUAUAUUUCUGUAAUUUCCUCAUUGUGUUUACAUUUUCAUUGGAAUCUUUUUUUAUGAUACCAUUUAGCUCCGGCCCCACCUAAGAAUGAACAAGAGUCAGCUCCAACCAAACUUGACACCACUGGACAGAAGAAAAGCAAUCUUUUAAGUGCUGUAAGUUUUCCGAUGCAACCCAACAAACAUGCCUCUGGGUGAAAAGUUAUUAGAUAUGAAUACUUUUUCUGUCAAAGUACAUGAACAACGACAUAAAUAGUGAAAUAUCGUUAUAAUCACUAUAAUUGGUUCAAAACUGCUCAUGUUUGAUUUUAUACGCUGUUUUUGUAUCUACCAUUUUGUAGGAUUUAAUUUCUCGAGUCAACACUGCGCCUUCACAAGGAAAAGAGCGUAAGUUGAAGGAAAAGGUUUCUGCAGUCAUAUAGUUUAGAUAUGCACCACCCAUCCCUUGAAAAAACGCACGGAUUAAAGAGCAUUUUUAGUUGUACGCAGGACUUACAUGGGCCACAAGUACAGUUUCUAGUGUUACAUCGAAUAGUUUUUUGUUUUUACUUCACUUACCAACUACAUCUUUUGUAUUGGCAAAAUUUGCAGUUUUAUCGGCAACUAGGCAAAUUGUGCAGGUCACAUAUAUUUCUGAGUUAACAACGUAAACGUAACGAUUGUUGCUUUGCGUUGGUGUUUUACCAUUUGUUAUUGUAUCUGUUUACAAGGCUCGUUCUCUCUUUCCCCCCAGGAAAACUGAGGAAAAGGUCACAGGGUUCCUCAGAGGAGAUUUCUAUACCUGAAGAAAGGUAUAAUGAUUAUAAACAGGCUUUUUAUAGUUGUUCCUUGUCUUUCAAGCAGUUGUGUUACAUCCAGUGAUCCUGCGUUCUCUUGGUCUCUUGGCAGCCUUAUAGCCAGUAGAUCAGUAUACAAGUGUAUUCAGUUGUUCAUAAUUUGUUGUACUAUUUACUUACGUCCAUAUCGUUCUUUUUGUAUGUUUUAUGUGUAGAACAAGCCAUCCCGUAUCAAGAAAAGCGUCUGACCUGCGCAUGCCUAAAAUUCCGUCGGCUCUAAAACCCGAGUUAUCCCCUAGUUCCAGGGCCAGCUCCGGGUUGAUUGGUAGAGGGAAGCUUGGUAAACAAGAGUUUACAGGUUUGUGAAUUGUUUGAUGCGCUUUAUCUACUGUUCUUGCAACAAUGUAUCAAAAUUAUGGGAAUAAGUAACGUGUUAAGUACUUCUUGAAGUUUAAGGGUUAUGAAAGACUUCAGAGCGCAUGUCUAAUUUAAAUCAUAAAGCAAAGUAUCACUUAUAGGAAAAAGGAAGUCAAUUAAGAAUUCAUGUAAUUGGAAAAUAAAAAAACCUCCUGGAACGCGGGAAAACGUGAAUGACUAAGUCACGAUUGGUUUCAGUUUUCAUCUGACUGAAUGAGAGGUGGCGCAAAUUCUCUGGAACAAUCAUAGCACUAAGUUUAGGAAACCUAUGGCGAUCCCGGAUUACUUCGACUCCCAAAUGAAAACUUUUCAAGGGAGUACACGGAUAAAGUUUUGUUUUUAAAUUAAAAGGGCAAUCUUCUACGUAGUGAUUGUCCAAAGUAAUCCGGGAUUGCCUUGGUUUUUCUUUGAUUCGCUCUGUGAUUGGUCCAGAAAUUCUUAACCAACCAGAUGCAAAGCAAAACAAUCACGACUCGAAAGCCCACGUUUUCCCGCGCUUUUGAGCAGUUUUCUUGUUUUCCCGCGCUUUGAGCAGUUUUCUUGUUUUCCCGCGCUUUGAGCAGUUUGCUUGCUAUGCUUUGAAUUCUGAUUGGCUUUUUCGGGCAUUUUCCUUUUCUCUGAUUGGCCGUUUUGAUUACGUGGUUCUGGUUUUGCGACACUCAAUCGAAAAGCGCACUAUCUGUCGGUAUGAUUCCGUGACGUAUUUAUUUUGAUUUAGGUCCAGGAUUAAAAGACGAACGAUCUUCAGAAGCACUGCGGCCAGUCGUAUCAGUUCUCAACAUUGAACUUAGAAAUGUCAGGUAAAGUAAUGAAAUCAAACCUUUAAUUGUUUUUUUUUUCAGUGUUGUUUUUGUUUGCUUGUCUACAGAUACUGAAGCGGUGCAAAGGACGAGUGCUGAUCGAAGAUGAAGAAAAUUCAGGCCAAAAUUUUGAAGCUACUGAAUUGCGUGGUUUACUGCUCAACACUUUAUAAACGGAGAAAAUGAAAAGCUCUAAGCAUGAACUAAUCCUUACAAACUGAAAGCUGUGAUUUUUGGGAAAAAAUUUUAUGUUAUUUUGAAAGUUUGAUUUUCGUUCGUCUCCACAGAAACUUGCGUAAUGCAAAACCAGUGAUACGUAAGAGAAAGACAUCACUUCAGUCACCAGUUCCUCCCAGCUAUCGCUUACAUCAUCGACUGUCGAGCCCAGUCCUCUCAUAUCAACGAAAGUUAUCACCGCCUGGAACGCCAGGCAAUGAAGCGCGUCUUCGAUCGUCUUCUGAAAGCCAGGUGCCAAGUUCUAGAUUGGCGCUGCCCUCACGAGUGCCUCCACUUGGAGGGAAAAGAGCCCUGACACCAGAACUUCGAUCCAUUACGACGCCAGAAAUGGUCAUAGAGAACAUGACUUUAACACCGGAGGUCAUCGAUCUGGGUGAGUCUCUUCAUAAGUGCUUUUUACGGAGAGCAAAUUAUUUUAUUUUUCCUGUUUCAGUAAUGCUUAUUCUUUGCUGACUAUGAGAAAGCUCACGAGGUUUAGAGUUUUAAGUUAGAUGAGAGACCUGCUUGACCAACUCCAAGGUUUUAAAAAAUUUAACGUGAAUUUGCCACAAUAAGUAAUCAAGACAACAGAGUAACGGAGUACUCCUAUGAACGGAUUUCAAGUAACGUUCCCGGCAAUACUUCUCCUGAUUCAUCGUUACUAGAUUGGGUGUUAUUUUGAAAUUAGCCUGAAUUAGUUAUUUUUUAUUGCUAUUAUUUUUUCUUUUUCAGAUCUGCUCACAAAACAAGGCCUAAACAAUGACAAAGCUUCAUCAUUAUUUUUUUCCGGGGUGAGAGAAGUCACACCACCUCCUCCGUCCCCGCGUAAUGUGUCAUGCAAUAGUCAAGAGGACGUUGAACUGGAAUCCGACACAACGAAAAAAGAUAACGAAUCAGUUAUGACACGAACGUUUGAAUCAGAUUCACGCCCCACGUUUUGGAUUCCCGUGGAUAGUAGUAGCGCGGAAAAGAAUGGACCAACCAGUACUCCAACAGUUGGAGAAUCGUCAUCAAAUGGGACAAAAUUUUACAUCGAUCUUACUAACUUAGAAGCUUUAGCCACAGGCCAGUGCUCACUAUGUGGAGGUUCUGUUCCCGAAACAACCAAAUCAAAAAGAGGGUCUGUCUCAUCUAACGCUGACAAAGAAAUUUGUGAAUCAUGCCAACCACGCCGCCGUUCAAGUGAAGAUGUUUUUGGAUCCCAUUUACCGACAAAAGAAAAGCGUCUGCUUUGAAAAAUUUGAGUGGAAUGGAAAAUGGACUUCGAGGUGAUGCCUCGAUAACGAAUGGGAGGAAAAAUUCUAAAGAUAGGAUCGCCGAGCGAAGCAAUGGAGAACCUCGUCCUCAGAGCGAACAAUCUGAUGUGAGUUCUUCUGUUAUGGAGGGCGGUGAUAGCAAAGCUCUUGUUCUAAGCAAAUCUGUCCUUCCUUCUUCCUCGGACAUGACAGGUUAUGAUGUCUCUUGUGUUUGUGACAAUAACACUGGCUUGUGCUCGUGUACAAUUGUAAAGAAAGACGUGUCUUCUCUUUCAACUGAUAAUACUUUGAAUGAAGCAAGUGGUGGUACCGGCGUCGUUAAGACAGUAGGCGAGACAAGUUCUUUGGUAGAAUCUACCCUAGUUUCUCGGCCAGCGAAUGAGUACGCCUCUUCUCCACAUGCAUCUUCCUAUUCCAAAAGUCAAUCAUCAGCAAGAAACGGAACUGACAUUGUUCUUAAAUCGUUUUCCGAAAAUGAUGUUUCUAAUCACUUGCCUGUGGAAGGCACAGUUAAACCAACACUGAAAAAUAUCGAAGAAAACGAAAAGCACCUGGUCGAAGCUCAUCAAAACGUGCCAGGUCAAGCCACAAAACAGCCGUUUGUGCGAGAGACCAACCCAGACAACGAUCGCGAUGGUACAAUUUCCAAGGCACUUGUAGAACCUAGUCCGCCGAAACAUGCAUGGGCAACACCCAGAGUCGAAGAACCUGGUUCGAGUGGUGUUAAAAUCACAAACCCUUUCCCGUCACCUGUGCCACCCGUGGACAAAUCCGCUGUACAUCCCCCGAUUGGCCCCGUUGACGACAACAGGAUGGGGAAUAAAAAACACACAUUGGGUAAAAAAGGAAAGAAAUGUGGAGGAAAAACAGGGACUACUUGCAAAACUAAGCCAAGGACGAAGAGCAAAGUACCCGAACAAAACAUUAAAGGCGGUAAAAAGAAAGGAAAGGCCAAAAAGAAAAGUGACAUUAAAAUGGUCACAGUGCAGCAAAGGGACGCCCAGGAGGAACUCGGACUAAGGACGAUAUCCCAGGGAGGCUUGGACGUAGCCGAGGAAUCCAUGGACUAUCUUUCCACCUUCCGCCCUUUCAGCAUGUUUAAAGGAAAACAUCCAAUUCUUAGCCCAAUACCAGAGUCGCCUCGAAGUACACAGGGUACUCCUCAGAACACAGAGGGUACCGCACAAGCCGUUGCCUCUCAGCAAGAAAGCGAAAAGGGCCCUGAUGUGGCGGUUAUAGGAGCUGGGAAGGAUUCUGCGGGAAUGGUGGAAGAAGGUGGAUUCGAUGUUGUGGACGGUGGAAUGUUUAGUAGUUUGAUUGGGAUGUGUGUCCCUCGGCUUAGAUUUGGGAAAUCCGACGUGGUUUCUGAUUCGGGAUCCGAUGCAGAGAGUACUGAAGCUCUUGUUACACAACCUCGAGGUGGCAGGGUUACGAAGCAGCUACAUGAUUUUGCGGAAGAAGGUAUUGCAAGAGAUACAGAGAGUGUUGUGGGUGUGAAAGGAGUUGGUGCGAAACAUCAGGUUGUGCAAGAUGAAGCUGACGACGCUAUGGAGGCCAUUGUUAAACGCGAGCUUAGUUUGGAAGAGCAAAGAGAAAGUGGUAGGACAGACUCAGUGGAUCAGACUUCUGUUUCGCACAAUCAAACUACUAAGAACUUCUCGCCAGAUGAGACGUUUCGUGCAGCGUCUAAUUUAUCACAAAUCAGUACCGGGGAAGAAUCACUUUUGAGUUACCGGUAUUCCAGAGACUUCCCUUCUAAGAUAUUAGGCGAGUCAGAUUUACCGAGUGAAGAGCGGACAUCUUCGGAAGCGAGUUCAUUCUCCGAGCAGUACUCGGAUACGGACUCGUCGUACAACAGCUUGGGAUCGGCCUCACCUCGGCCUCUUUCUCCGGCCUCUUCGCUGAACAGUAGCGAUACAUACUUCUCUUCGCCACGUGACUCUUCGUGUCCCGAAACACCGACUCCGGAACGAGAAAUGCGCUCGGAAAAUUCGGUAGAAAUUGAUUACUACGAACAAGUGGCGAGAGAGAAGUCAUCCAUCAGCAGUAGUAGUAGCAGUAGUUCUACAAUUCGCACUCGGUCUAACAUCUCGCUUGGAAGUUUGGGUAAUAUUUCCCAGGGCUCCAUGGGAAGUUUCGCUCCUUCAAUCGCUGAAAACGUGGUGCGAAGUCGACUCAGUGCGUCGUCUCGUAGCCAGUCCUCCACAAGCUGUGAAGAGGAGAUAGUUUGGAAGAAGGGCAACAUACUUGGAAAAGGCGCGUUUGGAACGGUAAGUUACUGAUACUAGGCUUUACGGAGUAAAAACCAUUGUUCACGUUUCUGGUGUAGCUAUUGGAAUUCAUCUAUGUAUAAUAAAGGUAAUUAACGUAGUUGCUCAACCCUCGUAAUUCAAACGGUAAGUUACUGACACUGAGCGUCAUGGAUUACAAACCAUCGAUGAAAACCCGUUGGCAAAAUCCAGAACUAUGAUUAUAUUGUUCAUAUGUAAAUAAAGUUGUAGGAUCUUUUCUUAGCGUAUUUCAGACAAUCUGCAUAAGCGCGGCACUUGCGCUAAUUGUCGUCAUCUUUUGUCAAAAACUUAAGUCUCGUCGUUCUUGUUAUCAGUAUGUGAUUGAAAGUGUACUUGUGGUUUAGCUCCGGAUUACGUAUUGAGUGAAUUAAAGUAUACUUCUGAAGUGCAAAAUCAAGUAAAUAGAGUAAGGAAGGAACCAUCCCAUAUUGACUUGGUGUAUUAUAUCAUUUGCUUCAUUAAACAUUUAAAUUAUCAAAUAGAAGCAGUUAAAACGUCCAUACUCAUCAUGGUUAAGAUCAAGGUAUCUGGUAUCAUUAUUUCUUCAAAGCAUUUGUAAAUUGUUUAGCACUAAUGUUUUACCCUCUCAUUUUUUGUGGUGUCUGUGUGCAGGUUUGGUGCGGACUCACCAACACAGGAGAAAUGAUCGCUGUCAAACAAGUGGAGCUCAACCACAGCAAUUUUGACGAGGCUGAAGGGGUACGUUGACUUUCUGCAAAUUUUUCGGCCGAGUAAUUUAAACUUUAACACUAAUACAAAUUCCAAAUUAAUUACAUUGAACAAGUCAAUUCAAUCAAUUUGAGGUCAGCUCAAAACAGAAUACAAGAUUCCUUAAAAUAAGCAGCCUUGAUUAUUUACUUAGUUAAAAAAUUAGUGUUAAAAAUACUCUAACCUCAUUAUAGAAAUAAGAUAAUGACAAUAAAAGAUAGGCACUGAACUUAUCAUAAACAUAGUGAAACAAUGUCUUGCAAUAAAAAAAUUGGCACUGAACUUAUUAUAAAAUUAUUAUACAAUUUCUUGCGAAAGACUGGUAAGGUGUUAGAUUCUUUAAUGCUGAGAGGUAAUUCGUUUCAUGCGCGACAAACCCGAGUAUUGCAGCAACGGGCUUUUUUCUCCUUUCUACCACCGAGGAAGGAUCGAUUUUAAUUGAUUCACAAAAGCAAAAGCAAAUCGUAAAUUUUAUUACACAAAGCUAAGAAUAGCAUAUAGGGGUAAGGUUCUAAAGAAAUUGUGGUGCUGCGUCGGUGGGGGUUUUACGAGAUAAUUUGGUUCAAUCGACCGAAUUAAUAACAUAAUUGACCACCGCAAAGAGUUUCGAAAGCCAAAAACUCGGAACUAAAAGUUUAAAAGCUAGAAACUCUUUACGGUAGCCAAGUAUCAACUCAGUUGAUAAAAUUAAAUUAUCUAAGAAUGGUAUGGUGGGUCGAAAUUCCAAUGUCCCGUUUUUAAGUCUAAUUAGGGUAGGCAAAUCACUGACCCUUAAACUUCCAAAUUCUCUUUAUGGUACCCUCUCUAACUGCCAUUAUAUUUCCUUCGUUAGUUUAUUUAGAAAUUCUUUCAAUAUUCAGCGUCUUGCAUCUUUUAUUUUCAUGUUAGCAAUACGAGAAACUCCAAGAAGAAGUGUCAUUGUUGAAAUCGUUACAACACGAAAACAUCGUCAAGUGAGUACUGAUCAAUUUUUAUUUAUUUAUUUUUUUUUUUUUGGUAUUAGGAGGGACUAGUUGCUUGCUUGAACAGUCUGACGUUUUUUCUUGUGCCAAUUAAUUUUCUGACCAUCAUUCUCAGGUUCAUUGGAACAUGUUUAGAUGGGGGUGUAGUAAAUAUCUUCAUGGAGUUCGUCCCAGGAGGGUCCAUUGCCUCCAUACUUGCACGGUAAGGUUCCCAAUUUUUACUUAAACUGACAUAGUAACUCUUCGAUCUUAUGGUUCCUGUGCUUAACAUCCAAACUUCUAAGUUUUAUGACCUCAAAGUUGUGGAAGAUGUCUCCAUCAUUUGAAAACACUAAGUCUUUUAUAGAUUGUGGUGUCCAUGAAAAUGGUAUUGAAGAAGAAGAUUCCCAAUUGCUUCACAGCAUGUUUUGAUCGUUUCUUGAGACACAUAAGUUUUCCAUCGUGAUAGUACAGCCCCUUUAAACAAUAACACCUUUCAUUAUCAGUAAAUUGCAGUCCGCGAAUCAAGAUUAAUCUCACCAGAAGUUGUAAACAGAUACUGUAAACAUCUGUUUACGCGGUUCUGAUUACUAGGGGUUAUUUUAUCAUCCCAUAUCGGCCAAAUUCGAAAGGUUGCUCAUUACUCAGUCUGUCCCAUUUGGAGUUUAACAGUCAACUGUUGGCGUGCAAUUUACCCGAUCUGUGGAAAGCGGACAUCAUUUAAUGACUGGACACUAGCGAGUCUUCCACUAGUUUAUAAAAUAAUAACUCUGUUAUCUGUUUCUUUUUCAGAUUUGGUUGCCUUGACGAGCCCGUGUUUAGUCGUUACACGAAGCAGCUGCUGUCGGGCGUGUCUUAUCUCCAUAGAAACAACGUCAUUCAUAGGUAUUUGAGUCAAUCCCGUCUUCCACCAAGUCUAAUAUCAGUUUGUCGUCAUUAACGGUUAUUUUUUUCUUUCUUGGGUGUUCAUGUAUUUAAUGUUACUUUAUCCUUUUUGCUACUCAGAGAUAUCAAGGGUGGUAAUAUUCUUAUUAUGCCAAGCGGCGUCCUUAAGUUGAUCGACUUUGGUUGUGCUAAACGUCUUUACAUGGUAAGGUUUGCUGCUUGCUUUAGAGUAGGGUGUGGGGGACGCGGUGACCUGGUAUUCAGCACGCAGGACUCCGGGUCGAGAGAGUUGGGUUCGAGAUCUGACCGGGUCAUCGUGUCGUGUUUUUAGGCAAAACACUUUACUUUCACAGUGGCUCUCUCCUCCAAUGGAGUCUAAAUGACCAAGACAGACUUUCUCCUUACAAUAUCAGUACAAAAUCAAGAAGACAAGUGAUGAGAACCAAGAAAAAUAUCAAUUAGAGGAUUAUUAGUUGAUCCAAUACCAAAUUCUCAGAAGUAAAAUCAGAAGAAUUGUAUAGCAGAUAGAAAGGAGAAUUACUAAUGAGAUCUUGAAAGUUAAACGCUUAAUGAGACGGUGUUCUAUUUUCACGUGUUCUGUGUCUUCUACGCCGAGAAGGAACUCUUAAUGUGAACCGGUGAAUUGUCCGAUAUCGGUAUUCAAAACCCUUUCAUUGUCGUUAAAGCGAUCCAAAAAGUACCAUGACCUCGAAUUCAACUACUUUUGUUUCAGAAUCUGAGCAUGAGUAGAAGUAACAUCCUUCGCUCCAUGAAGGGUACGCCAUAUUGGAUGGCACCUGAGGUUAUACGGGAGACUGGGCAUGGCCGUAAGUCUGAUAUCUGGUGAGUGUGAUCAUCAGUUACAACAAAACUUAACAUAGCUAGUAUGGUAUUUCUGUGAAAUAACUUCCCAGUAAAAGUCUUGCUGGUAAACCAAUGUGUUAUUAUUGCACGCCCGCGUGUACCCAAUGUCAGUCAGCUCUAGAGAUUUUUUCUAAUAAAAGCCAAAAUCGAACCAUCGACUAUUUGGGGUAAUUUGGUAUUAUCAGCCGAUUUGAUGCUGUAAAUUGGCCACCGGUAAGAAUUUCAACGCUGACGUUUCCCCUCGUCAGAGCCUCUUCAUUCUGCGCAUUCGUCUGACGGAGGGCUAACUUCGAAACUUCAGCGUUGAAACUCUUUACGGUGGCCAAUUGACGUUAUCAAGUCAGUUUAUAAUACCAAAUUUCCCCGUUAAACUCUCCCACCGACGCAGCACUACAGUUUCUUUAGAAACCUACCCACUUUAUUCAUUGACUAUUUGGUCGACUGAUUCUUUCAUCGCUAUUGCUUUGUUUUCUUUGUUUGACAUGAGUGUUUUUUUUGUUAACAGGAGUGUUGGUUGCACAGUCUUUGAAAUGGCAACUGGAAAACCUCCAUGGUACGUUCACGAAGAUUUCAUUGUUUCCUGAUAUGACCUGAAUUAUGUUCGAAUAUACCAUACUUACUUACUACACUCCCUGCUAGUAAAGGAAAUUCUGAGAUUCAUAGGGUUUGGCCCAGUUGUUUAAAGGGUGGACAACGCUAUCCAAAGGAUAAAUAAUGGAGAAAGGAACAUAAUGCUCUCUUCAGCGGAUAGGGGUUCAUCCAGUGGAUAACGUUAUCCAGCCUGGGUCUGGUUUGUGUAUAUGUGUGUUGGGGGCGUUGAUACAAUUUUUUUCGGUUUCGGAAGAAGGAAAGCUGUCGUGUAGUACGUGUAUGCAACUGCAAAAUAACAACGAAGUAUUAUGUUGCUUUCAGAAACAGAGUGAAGUAAUUUAGCUGCAUCUUCUGUUUUAUUACCAGGUCUGACAUGCCUCCCAUGGCAGCCAUCUUUGCAAUUGGAAGUGGUUCUUUAGCAGUACCACAACUCAGUGAGGAUUUUUCAUCAGCUGCCCGAGACUUUGUCAUGAAGUGUCUCACGAGGUUGGUUUCCUUGUGGCAUUAUUAGGCCUAAUUCUUAAAAAAUACCUUGAUAACAAGUGAUUUCUUCUAAGUUUUUUCGGCUUUUUUUUAUGAUUAAAACAGCCUUGAUCACUCCUUCCUUUUCUUCAUUCUAGAGACCCAGAUUGGCGGCCUUCAGCCGAUGAGCUGCUGAAGCAUCACUUCCUGACGGACACCUCAUAAUAGGAGCCGCGAGUAGAUGCACCUUGAUUUAUACCAUUGCAAGGAAAGGAACAUUAGAAAAAUCGAAUGUAAAAUUUGCCAUUUGCAAAGUAGUACAUGGUUGAGAGUCACUGCUGUUCUUUUGUAAUAUCCAUAGUUCGUACGCACACUACAGUGAAAUUUACAAUGAAUAAAUUUCUCUCCUUUUCGAAAGGAUAAUAUAUCGUCUUCUCUGUGCAAAGCAGACAAAAAAUGUCUUUAUUUUAUCCCAAUGCUUAAAUUAUUGCGUACUAUCCUAUUUUAGCCACAAGUAUUUUAACAGAAGAUGGUCGAAU